GGGAGCACACGCAUACACACACAUACAGAGGUGACUGUGACGUCAAACCGGAGCCCAGCUGACUCGCUCGCUCCGCCGUGCCUCUCACUGACCAGCCUCGCGCUCUCUGCACAUCAACUCCACGCGGCUGCUGCUGCUGCUGCUGCUGCACGCCCUUUGAAACAGCGAGGAGGAGGAGAAGGAGACGAAGAAGGAAAAGAAGAGGGUGAAAAACCGGGAGGACUCGCGCGGAGAGACAGCUCACCGGAGGAAGAGGAACUGGAGGAGGAGAAGGAGGAUGAGCCUCCGUUGUCAUCCUCGCGCGCAGCACGGGGACACAUAAGACAUUGUCUUUUGGACACUUUCCACGGACACGAGCUGCUUUACCUCCUCAGAGAGAGAGAGUAGGAUUGUGUCUUGGCACCGCUCCCCCCCUCCUCCUCCACAGCCAGGUGUUGCAUUCAAGCGCGAGCCCCUCAUGUCGAUGGAGAGGCACAAGGAGGGUUGAUCCGCGCUGCGGAGCUCGCGCACUCGACUCUGAUCCUGUCUGCGAGCCUCUCGAGCAACAACAAGUUGAUGAUUUUUGAUCUUCCUCUGGCUCCUGACCGCGUUUAGAGACACGGAGGCUGUGACCGGAUUCUUCUUUCUUUGGGCUGCUGACCUCACCGGAUUUGUCUUUCUGUGGCAUCGUUGAUGAACGGGAAUUAACGUGAUUUGUGCUUUAUUUUUUUGGCUCUGCAGCUGCACGCGCAAAUAGGGAAAGGAUGGCAAAGUGAGCGAACCCAGCUGUGCCAGACGCGCGAGCCAUUUUUGGGUUAAAUUUGAAAGAGCACAUUUUCCCGAAAGCAGCUGCCUGACAUCGCGUGCACCCCGAGCCUCGCGCAGUGUUUUUGACGGAUCCAGGCUUUCCGUGGCGCCGCGGCACCCUGAUGGUGCGGACGGUCGGCGCACGGUGGCUCGAGCUGCCGCUUGGACACAAAGCCCGGUGAUUUUUAGCCUUCAGCACGGAGACACGGUGCAUGAUGAUGAUGAUGGUGAUGAUGAUGAUACGCGGUUAAUCCGGGAGAUGCUUUUCUACUCGAGUCGGAUUUAUGUUGCUUUUCUUCGCGUGACGAUGAACUCCAACCGCGCUUUACCCCGUGCCGUGCUCGCCGCAGCCCGAGAGAGAAGCAAGCACCCCCGGUUCAAUGCGCACGAGAGGACAUCGUCUCCCCAAAAUCGCUGAGCUAACUCACAACCGGGAAGGGAGGGAUCAUUCUAACCGACACAACCGAUAAGGAGGAGAAAACAACAACAACAACAUCAGCAGCAACAAGCGGCAGCAGUGAUGGAGCUGUCCGAGGUCCGGUGCUCCAGCGCGAGCGAGGAGCUGUACACCAUCAACAAGACCCCGAGCAGCAGCAACAACAGCAACAGCAGCGGCAGCGCGCGACCCAAACGGCUGCUGUGGCAGAACGCGGUGCGGCACAUCACCGAGCAGCGGUUCAUCCACGAGCAGGGCGGGGGAGGCGGAGGGGUGAAGGGCAUCGGGCCGGACGAGCCCUUCGACCCGAGCCAGGACGCGCGGAAGCAGUCGGCGGGGCGGACGUCGGUGGGAGACCGGCACAACAACGGCGGGACCAAGGUGUUCCCGGAGCGCGCCAGCAGUGACUUGGGCUUCCUGCAGAUCGACUGCGCGCCGAGCAACUCCGACUUCUUCCUGAACUGGGGCUACACGUACCGGGGCGUCAUCUUCCCCACGCUGCGGAACGCCUUCAAGUCCCGCGACCUGGAGCGGCUCUACCAGCGUUACUUUCUGGGCCAGAGGCGCAAAUCUGUGGUGGUGAUGAACAUCCUGGACGUGGUGACCAAGCUCACCCUGCUGGUGCUGCACCUCACCCUGGCCUCCUCCCCGAUGGACCCGAUCAAAGGGACCCUCCUGGGCUUCUUCACGGGCAUCGAAGUCGUCAUUUGUGCCUUAGUGGUGGUGCGGAAGGACACCACGUCGCACAGCUACCUGCAGUACAGCGGCGUGGUCACCUGGGUGGCCAUGGCCACGCAGAUCCUAGCGGCCGGGCUGGGCUACGGGCUGCUGGGUGACGGGGUGGGGUACGUGCUCUUCACCCUGUUCGCCACCUACAGCAUGCUGCCGCUGCCGCUCACCUGGGCCAUCCUGGCCGGCCUGUUCACCUCGGGGCUCCACAUCCUGGUCCAGCUGCUCAUCUCCCAGAAUGCACAGCUCUCUACCAACCAGGUAGCAGCUCAGGCUGUGUUGUUCAUGUGUAUGAACACUGCGGGGAUAUUCAUCAGUUACCUGUCAGACCGGGCUCAGCGUCAGGCCUUCCUGGAGACGCGGCGCUGCAUCGAGGCUCGGCUGCGACUCGAGACAGAGAACCAGAGACAGGAGAGACUGGUUUUAUCGGUCCUGCCACGUUUUGUAGUUUUGGAAAUGAUCAACGACAUGACAAAUGUAGAGGACGAACACCUCCAGCAUCAGUUUCACAGAAUCUACAUCCACCGCUAUGAGAAUGUCAGCAUUCUUUUCGCAGAUGUUAAAGGCUUCACAAACCUCUCCACAACGCUGUCAGCACAGGAGCUGGUGCGAAUGUUGAAUGAACUCUUUGCACGCUUUGAUCGCCUCGCACACGAGAACCACUGUCUACGAAUAAAGAUCCUGGGAGACUGUUACUACUGUGUGUCUGGUCUACCUGAGCCCAGGCAGGACCACGCCCACUGCUGUGUGGAGAUGGGCCUCAGCAUGAUCAAAACCAUCAGAUAUGUGAGAUCACGUACGAAACACGACAUCGACAUGCGUAUUGGGAUCCACUCAGGCUCUGUGCUGUGUGGAGUUUUGGGACUCAGGAAGUGGCAGUUUGACGUCUGGUCCUGGGACGUGGACAUCGCCAACAAACUGGAGUCUGGAGGGAUCCCAGGGAGGAUUCACAUCUCCAAAGCAGCUUUAGACUGUUUGAACGGUGACUACGAGGUGGAGGAGGGCCACGGGAAGGACCGCAACGACUUCCUCCGCCGCCACAACAUCGAGACGUACCUCAUCAAGCAGCCGGAGGACAGUAUGCUCACCCUGCCGGAGGACAUCAUGAAGGAGGCAGCCAGUUCGGCCGACCGCCGGGCCAGCAGCACCACCUUCAAUGAAGCAUCCUGGAGCCCUGAGCUUCCCUUCGACAACAUUGUGGGGAAGCAGAACACUCUGGCUGCCCUAACGAGAAAUUCGAUAAAUCUGCUUCCAAACCAUCUCGCACAAGCUUUGCAUGUCCACUCUGGUCCUGAGGAAAUUAACAAGCGAAUAGAGAGCGCCAUCGACUUACGGAGUGGCGAUAAGUUGAGAAGAGAGCAUAUCAAGCCUUUCUCACUGAUGUUUAAAGACUCCAGCCUGGAAGAGAAGUACUCCCAGAUGAGGGACGAGGUGUUCAAGUCCAACCUGGUGUGCGCCUUCAUCGUGCUCAUCUUCAUCACCACCAUCCAAAGCCUGCUUCCCUCCGCCAGGAUGGUAACCAUGGUGAUCCAGUUCUCAGUCCUCAUCGUCCUCCAUUCCUGUCUGGUCCUAGUUACGACAGCGGAGGACUACAAAUGUCUGCCUCUGGUCCUGCGCAAAGCCUGCUGCUGGAUCAACGAGACGUACGCAGCGCGAAACGUCAUCAUCUUCGUCUCAAUCCUCAUCAACUUUCUGGCAGCCAUGAUCAAUAUACUGUGGUGCGACUUCGACAAGUCCAGCACCUUCAGGAACCAGACGUACAACGAAUCGGCCUCCAUCCCAGACAUCUGCUUCUACCCAGAGUAUUUUGUGUUCACGGGGGUCCUGGCGAUGGUGACGUGUGCGGUGUUCCUGCGGCUGAACUCGGUGUUGAAGUUGGCAGUGCUGCUGGUGAUGAUCGCCAUCUACUCGCUGCUGACCGAAGCCUUCUACACCUCGCUGUUUGUUCGCUACGACACCGUCCACCACAACACAGAAAAUUUCCUGGGGACCAAAGAGACGUCUUUGCUCCUGAUGGCUAUGUUCCUCCUCGCUGUGUUCUACCACGGGCAGCAGCUGGAGUACACGGCCCGGCUUGACUUCCUGUGGCGUGUCCAGGCCAAAGAGGAGAUCAACGAGAUGAAGGAGCUGCGAGAACACAACGAGAACAUGCUGAGGAACAUCCUGCCCAGCCACGUAGCCCGCCACUUCCUGGAGAAGGACCGGGACAACGAGGAGCUGUACUCCCAGUCCUACGACGCAGUGGGCGUGAUGUUCGCAUCCAUCCCGGGCUUCGCUGACUUCUAUUCCCAGACUGAGAUGAAUAACCAGGGAGUCGAGUGCCUCAGGCUCCUCAACGAAAUUAUUGCAGACUUUGACGAGUUACUCGGUGAGGAUCGUUUCCAGGACAUCGAGAAGAUCAAGACGAUUGGCAGCACCUACAUGGCCGUCUCUGGUCUGUCGCCUGAAAAACAGCAAUGUGAAGAUAAAUGGGGUCACCUGUGUGCGUUGGCUGAUUUCGCCAUCGCGCUCAACGAGAGCAUCCAGGAGAUCAACAAGCACUCGUUCAACAACUUUGAGCUGAGGAUCGGUAUGGCCCACGGCUCAGUGGUGGCAGGUGUGAUCGGUGCCAAGAAGCCACAGUACGACAUCUGGGGGAAGACGGUGAACCUGGCCAGCCGGAUGGACAGCACGGGGGUCAGCGGCAAGAUCCAGGUACCCGAGGAGACCUACCUGAUCCUGAAGGAGCGCGGCUUUGCCUUUGAGUACCGCGGCGAGAUCUACGUGAAGGGCAUCAGCGAGCAGGAGGGCAAGAUCCGAACGCACUUCUUGCUGGGCCGCGUGCAGCCCAACCCGCUCAUCCUGCAGCCACGCAAAAUCACCGGCCAGUACUCGCUGGCAGCCGUUGUGCUCGGCCUGGUGCAGUCGCUCAACAGGCAGAAGCAAAAGCAGAUCCUCAACGAGAACAACAACUCGGGCAUCAUGAAGGGCCACCACCACUACAACCGGAGGACGUUGUUAGCACCCGGUAGCUCCGAGGUGGGAGGGGGUCAUCACACGGAAGCAGCUGAUAAGACUGAGCUGUCCUGAAGAGCAGACUGGAGUUUCAGUUCCACACAGGUUUCUCAGAGGCAGAGCUGCUCUUCAGGCAAAAACAAUCCCAGGGGCUGAGUUAAACUUCAGUGGGUGCAGCUUUCCAGCUACGUAACAUUAAAGCAGGUGGAAGUUCUUUAGGAGUCGUAGCAACUUUAGCAUUCCAGUACUGAAAGCUUCGCCUGGUUCCAGACGUCUGAAUGGCAGCACAUAAUAUCUCUGAGUUCAAGUUGAUCUGGUGUUGUGCUCAUUGACCAACAGCUCUGUAGGCAGGGCUAAUAAAAGGAACAUCGUGUUCCUGUAUCAGAGCCAGGAAUCUAUUUCAAACAGAAAUGACAAAAGUGAGGAUGACACUGAUGCUUUGGCAAGUCCUUUAACAUUUAGGGCUGACUAGUAACGACUUGUGUGUCAGCUCUAUGCAGAGCCUACGCCUACACUACACUGUUGUGUGCAUUUAUAAUUGCGCAGUGGCGUGUCAGUGUCACUCUGCAGUCACACCUUUAAAACACUAGUUGGUGAUGGGGUUUCUGUAAAGUUCUGUUGAGUUGAGUUGAUUCAAAACACACAUUAAACACACAUUAAACACAGAUUAAACACACAUUAAACACAGAUUAAAC
Molecule: messenger RNA, 5640 nt
Organism: Epinephelus lanceolatus (giant grouper)
Lineage: Eukaryota; Metazoa; Chordata; Actinopteri; Perciformes; Serranidae
Gene: adcy8
Product: adenylate cyclase 8 (brain)
Biological process (GO): intracellular signal transduction; adenylate cyclase-activating G protein-coupled receptor signaling pathway; cAMP biosynthetic process
Cellular component (GO): plasma membrane
Molecular function (GO): adenylate cyclase activity
Source: RefSeq, a predicted model, not a curated record